Molecule: messenger RNA, 2322 nt
Organism: Prorocentrum cordatum
Lineage: Eukaryota; Dinophyceae; Prorocentrales; Prorocentraceae
Source: the annotation of a GenBank genome assembly
GCUCAGGGCCGCGCCCCGCGGCUCAGGGCGGGGGUGGCCGCCCCGGGGGGGCGGGCGGCCCCGCGAUGGCCAGGAAGCCCCAGCGCGGGCCGUACCUGGCCCUCAUCGACAGGGAGUGCAGAGAUGCAGAGCCCAUGGGAUGGUGGACUCACCAGGAGUACGUCUUCGACGAGCUGUUCCUUAAGAAGCUGUGGCACAAAGCCCAGGAGCUUGGCUACUUCACGGAGCCAGUGAAGGGCGGAGGCAAGAAGCUGCACGUCACGAUCUUCCGCCACUUCUUCGAGAGGUUUCACGACCUUUUGGACGAAAAGGAGCCGACCUUCGACGUCGAGCAGUUCGGUGCUGCUACCUCGAGUGCUUACUUGACCUGGACUGACCUCCGAAAGGUGCUCGAGGCGGAAGGCGACGCAGACUCGAGGCUCCCCCGAGUCAGGCUGACGUUCGCAGAGCAGUGCAACUGCGUGUUCGAUGGGCGGUGCGCUUCUGCGUUCGACGGGCAGCAGGGGCAGGGGCAGGGCGAGUCCUACCUCAGCUGGUCCGUAGGCCUCGUCAUCUUCAUCGCGAUCAUCAUGAACGUCAUCCAGAUAUUUGGUGGCGUGGCGGAAUGGGUUGGGGACGUUUGCGCCCUAAUCUUCACGAUCGAGUACGUGUGCAAGUUCGCCGUGGCGCCAUUCUGCAGGUACGGCAUCUUCAACGAGGACUGGCUCCUCGAGACGGUGGUGCCGGACCCGAAGGACACGGAGCACGUGCUCCCUGCGGGCAUGACGUCGAGCAACCGCCUCGCGAAGUUUUUCUUCACACCCAUGAACCUCAUAGACCUUCUCUCGAUCCUGCCCACGUUGGUGGAGCCAGUGAUCAAGCUGCUCGCGGGAAGCAGCGAGGACGGGGGCAUGAACCUGACAUUCCUGCGGGCCCUGCGGCUGUUCCGGAUUUUCCGCAUCCUGAAGUUCGGCAAAUUCAGCUCUACGCUGACAGUUCUGGGGGUGACGAUCGGCAACAGUGUGCAGGCCAUCGGUGUGCUCUGCCUGUACAUACUGAUGAUCGCGAUGCUCGCGGGCGCGGUGAUCCAGCAGUUCGAGAAUCCAGGGGACACUGCUCCCGAGGACGAGGAGCUGGCCAAGGCCUUCGGGAACGUGCCGAUGGCGAUGAAGUGGGUCGCUGGGCGCAUGGUCACCAUGCAGCACAGCCUGCCAGAGAAGAAGGCACUUCCUCAGCACCUCGGGAGCGCGUUCAUCGUGAUAUUCCUGGGCCUGUUCAAGGGCGUGAUCUUCGUCCUGCCGAUCGCGACGAUCACCACGGCGUACAGAGCCGCGGAGAGCAAAAACAAGAGCCAGCAGAAUUUGCAGAGAGAGGUUGCAGAUAAUAGAAUCACCCCUCUCGGGACGGAGUGGAGCAAAGAUCCCAACGCUCCUGCAGCGCGCGUUGAAAUUAGAGGCGAAGCUGACCAUGACUCUCCCCUGAUCGCAAUCGGAUCGUUCAAUUUACCCUUCUUCAGAGAAGGUGCGCGGCCAUGUGAUGUGAAGUUUUGGGUGCCGCUCGUCGGCUCGCUGAAGGGCAUGUUCAGAGGUCACCCGGGCGUCGAGGUCAGGGUGACCUGGCAGGCCGACGAGGCCUCGAGGCCGAGCGAGAGGCUGCCGAAGGGCAGGCUGACUGUCCGCGUGAUCAGCGGCGCAAACUUCGCCGCCAGGGCAGGCGCGCGCUGGCACUGCGUGGUGGAGGUGCCCGUCAAGCUGUACCCGGAGGACGAGGAGGACGGCCAGAGCGACCACCUGCUCCGGAGGGAGUACCGGCAGACCGGCGGAGACGGCUCGUCGCCGGACUUUGACACCGAGCAGGACUUUGCCGUGUGGUGGGAGGACAAGGGGAGCAGCAAGCAGAGCCCAGAGGAGUGGCGGAGGCAGGUGCUCGAGAUGCUCCAGCAGCAGGGCCAGAAGCUUGAUACGCUCCAGUCCAGGGCCAGGGCGCAGAAGUGAGCUGCGACGUCACGCACGGCAACGUUUCCGUCGGCAUUGUCGUCAGUACGGGGGCCUCGCCGAAGCCAGUACGUAGGUCUGUGUAUCUGCCCAAUGCAGGGAUACCGAUCGUUCGAGGCGCUGGGCACCUCCGACACUGGUAGCUGUCCAAACACGAGACGUCUGAAGCUCCUCGAUGUUUGUUCAGCGCAGCAUGCGCCAGACAAGGUUUCAGGCGACCUUUCACGCACGCUUCGAGCAUCUUUCCGAAGUGGGUUAUCUUUAACUCUGCAGAUUCCCAGCUUCUCAGAUCAAUAUUUGCGAGCUGGCUGGAUUCUAUGUAAAACAUGCCCCUCGCUGCCGACUGCCG